Molecule: messenger RNA, 1727 nt
Organism: Ctenopharyngodon idella (grass carp)
Lineage: Eukaryota; Metazoa; Chordata; Actinopteri; Cypriniformes; Xenocyprididae
Gene: sft2d2b
Product: SFT2 domain containing 2b
Exons: 8
Coding region: 196-681 (161 amino acids)
Biological process (GO): vesicle-mediated transport
Cellular component (GO): membrane
Source: RefSeq, a predicted model, not a curated record
CGUCGAACGUCAUGACGUCGCGUAAUCGUUGCCGUGGCUACACACGGAAGUUAUCUUGUACACCUGUUACACCAUCAAACAGGAAAGGGAACGAAUCGAUACAAAUUUACUGGAACAAAGUAGCUUCGAAUCAGUUUUUAACCUGAGGCAUCUUUUUUUGAACUGUUUGUUUAAAAGCCGUCAAUCUCAACCUUAAUGGACAAAUUAAAGAAAGUUUUGAGUGGCCAAGAUGACACUGACGACCUCAACGUACUGCAGGCAGCGAAUGAAGCAUCAACACUGGGAUGGGGCACGCGCGUCAAGGGGUUCAUCGCGUGCUUUGUGGCGGGCGUCUUGUGUUCAGUUUUGGGGACAUGCUUGCUCUGGGUUCCGAAAAGUGGACUGACACUCUUUGCAGUGUUUUACAGUUUAGGUAAUAUUGCUUCUAUUUUAAGCACUAUGUUCUUAAUGGGUCCAUUAAAGCAACUCAAGAGGAUGUGUGACAAGACUAGAGCUCUGGCAACUGGCAUUAUGAUUACAUGCCUGGUGCUAACCUUCUGUGCUGCUUUUUGGUGGAAGAACAAAGGCCUUGCUCUCCUGUUCUGUGUCCUCCAGUUUUUGGCUUUUGCAUGGUAUAGCUUAUCCUUCAUUCCAUUUGCAAGGGAUGCAAUUAUUAAGUUGUUCUCCGCGUGCUUCAAGUGAGAUGCCUCUACAUUUGGCCUUGGCUGUUUCUCUGUGUGCUGCUCUGGCUCCAGCGUUGGUUCUGCGUUCAAUGCCACUCAUGUACCCACUCUGCAACCUGGCACAGACACCGCACCACACUACAGCCGCUCCCAUUGCUCUCCCUCACGGAUGGACACUCUCCAUCUCUGUGAACAAGCACACACAGACAAGUACUCUUUCUCUCACACACACACCUGUGCUUCACAUUCAAGUGGGAAAUUAUGAAAUAUGUAAUUAGGUAAAUGGUUUGGUUUCGGACUGCCCUGUAACUGUAGUGACAUGCUUGGUGAAACAAGAUGGAAUUGCAUAUUUUACAUUUAACUGCUGUUUAAUUGCUUAAUUCUUUCCUAUGUGCCUUCGUCCGAGGAUUACUUGAGAACUAGGGUAGAACUGUAACCAGUGUUGCUGUUUUUGUUUUUCUUUUUUCCAAGAAAAAUUUGUUUUUGCUACUAAGGGUUUUCUAUAAUUGCAUUUCAAUUUUUACUUCAGAUAUUACCUGUAAAAGGAUGACAGAAAUGUCUUAUUACUUAUGUAAUGGUAUCUUGCUAUAUUAUCUUAUUAGAUAAGUAAAAUAUUAAACACUCAUUAGGGUGCCAAUGUAUCUUUAAGGUUCAUUUAUCAUCAAACAACCCUACUGCUUUCAGUUUGUGGCUUUUUCUUAUAAAUAUGUCCUUGUGUUUUCAAAUCAUGUCAAGCACAUUUCCAUUUAACUUUUGAUUUCAAGAUGGCAACAAUAGUUUUUCCUGCUUGCCUUUUAAAUAGUUUUGUCAGAGGUUCCUUUUAUUUAUAGGUAGGCCUAGAGAAAUAUUAUUCUUUUACUGUGGAAAAAAAAUGCAUUCCAGAAUUAUUUUAUCAUGGCUGAAUAUGUGUGUUUCCCCUACAUCAUCAGGAUUAAUUGCCCAUGUUUGUGCUUCAUUAUAUAGAGUGCUUUACUGCUGAAAAAUAUAUUUUUAUGUGCGAUGUUUAAUAAUUGUUAUUGCUACAACAUAUUAACAAUCAUUGCUAUUAAAAGUUGUUCAGAUUUA